AUGACUGAAAGUGGCCCUGUCCAACAUCCACCGGCUGUGAAGGUCGGCGGUAGACGCCUGUCGAUCACCAAGCACAAGGUCCAUCUUCCUGCUCGAGAAACCUUGAGCCCCGAAGCUGCGAACAAAGAGGAAGAGCCGGCGGUGUCUGACUACCCCCGCCCCGCGCCUCCUAAUAGCGACGCCCCACACCACCACACUCAUCAAGAGGACCUGCCUCCUAAGAAGGAGAGGAAGCACGUUCAUGACAGCGAGAAGAAGAUGCAGGAAUACGCCCACUGGAAAAGCGAGUCCACACGUCCAACCAAAGAGCCGGAUGUUGGAAGUAGGAACCAGGGGACGGGAAUGCGAAUUGCGCAGCCUGCUGGAAAGAACUUUGGGCUUUGA
Molecule: messenger RNA, 384 nt
Organism: Cyclocybe aegerita
Lineage: Eukaryota; Fungi; Basidiomycota; Agaricomycetes; Agaricales; Hemipholiotaceae
Source: the annotation of a GenBank genome assembly